This is a messenger RNA of Ilyonectria robusta, 1483 nucleotides long. RefSeq names its product putative mitochondrial cytochrome b2. Gene Ontology annotation, molecular function: heme binding; L-lactate dehydrogenase (cytochrome) activity. Lineage: Eukaryota; Fungi; Ascomycota; Sordariomycetes; Hypocreales; Nectriaceae. The transcript has 2 exons. Gene Ontology annotation, biological process: lactate metabolic process. The annotation marks the transcript as partial. The record is from RefSeq and is a predicted model, not a curated record.
GUCAUCAUCCACAGAAAGGUCUAUGAUGUAACGGACUUCCUGCCAGAACACCCGGGAGGGUCUAAGGUCAUCCUCAAGUAUGGAGGAAAAGAUGCCACGGCAGAGUUCGAACCCAUUCAUCCUCCCGAUACCCUCGACAAAUACUUGCCCAAGGACAAGCAUCUCGGCCUCGUCGAGAUGAAAACCGUCGCCGUAGUUGAGCACAAAGAGUCAUUGGUCGAGCUGGAGCGAAAACAACGGGUUGCUCAGAUGCCUAGCCUUGAAGCCUGCUACAAUUUGAUGGAUUUCCAAGCUGUGGCAAAGAGAGUCAUGAGGCCGUCUGCUUGGGCCUAUUAUAGCUCUGGAGCAGACGACGAGAUCACGAUGAGAGAAAACCAUAACGCCUUCCACCGUGUCUGGUUUCGACCCCGUAUCCUCAGAAACGUCGCGGAAAUUUCAACCAGAACGGCUAUGCUUGGUACUCCCGUCGAUAUGCCUUUUUAUGUUACGGCUACGGCGCUGGGCAAGCUAGGCCAUCCGGAAGGCGAAGUGAUUCUUACUCGGGGAGCACACAAGCACGGUGUCAUUCAGAUGAUACGAACUCUGGCUUCGUGUAGUUUCGACGAGAUAUGCGACGCUAGAGCCGGCUCACAGGUUCUGUGGCUACAACUCUAUGUCAACAAAGAUCGCGAAAUUACUCGAAGGAUCGUCCAACAUGCCGAGACAAGAGGCUGUAAGGGCUUGUUCAUCACUGUGGAUGCGCCUCAGCUUGGGAGACGAGAAAAGGACAUGCGAUCCAAGUUCGAGGAUACAGGUUCGAACUUUCAGGACGCUGAAGGAGAGGAUGUUGAUAGGACACAAGGCGCGGCCCGAGCCAUCUCGUCGUUCAUUGACCCUAGCCUCUCUUGGGACGACAUUCCCUGGUUCUUCGAGAUUACCAAGAUGCCUGUCAUUCUCAAGGGCAUCCAAUGCGUCGAAGAUGUUCUGAAGGCGAUAGAAAUAGGGGUGCAAGGAGUAGUCCUCUCAAACCACGGAGGUCGACAGAUUGAUUUCGCUCCUUCGGCAAUCGAGGUGCUGGCAGAUGUUAUGCCUGUACUUCGUGAACGAGGAUUACAGGACAAGAUUGAGAUUUAUAUAGACGGAGGUGUCCGUCGUUCAACUGACAUUAUCAAGGCAUUAUGUCUUGGUGCAAGGGGGGUUGGAAUCGGACGUCCAUUUCUCUAUGCUAUGUCGACGUACGGCUUGGCCGGCGUGAGCCGAGCGAUGCAGCUGCUGAGGGACGAGAUGGUUAUGAACAUGAGGCUCAUUGGCGCGGCAAACAUUCAUCAGCUGACACCUGACCUGAUUGAUGCCUCUAAUUUGAAGUCGCACGUCGCUUCUAUAUCUUCAGAUACCUUGUCGUUGGCGACAUAUGCUCCCUUACUGCCACCACAGCAACGGCCCGAGUCCAAGCAAUAAGACUAGCCCUACCGAUAUGUAUGUACAUAGCUAGAAAUAUCUCGAC